Haliotis rubra (blacklip abalone) is the source of this 366-nucleotide messenger RNA. Its product is annotated as putative acyl-coenzyme A synthetase. The record is from RefSeq and is a predicted model, not a curated record. The transcript is spliced from 3 exons. Bases 1 to 366 code for a protein of 121 amino acids. Gene Ontology annotation, molecular function: CoA-ligase activity. Lineage: Eukaryota; Metazoa; Mollusca; Gastropoda; Lepetellida; Haliotidae.
AUGACAGAGACAACCGGACUGACACAUGUCGACACAGAGACCGGAGACCCAGUAACAGUUGGGGUGUUGCUUCCCAACACACAGGGCAAGGUUUCUCCUGCUGAGCUGGAAGACUUGCUAGAGACUCACUCUGAUGUAGAGGACUGUGCCGUCAUUGGCGUCCCCGAUAGGCAGUCAGGGGAGGUUCCUAAAGCGUUCGUUGUCAAGAGCAGAGGGAGUUCUGUGAGCCAAACCGACCUACAAGAGUUUGUUGCAGCCAACUUGGACGCGCACAAACAUCUCCGAGGAGGGGUUGAGUUCGUUGACCAGAUUCCACGAUCUCCAACCGGGCAGAUCAUUCGCGGGGUCUUGAAGAAGCAAGCGUAA